GGAGGAGGCAGGAGCCCUGGGGGUGAGAAGGGGAGCAGGCGGGGACGGAGAGGGGUCGAGCGGGCGAGGAAGAGCGUGACGAGCCCCCCGGUGCUCACACCCCCACGGCGGAGCUGCUUCUUCCCAGCCUUGUUCCAGCAAAAAUUGCUGCUGUGACUCUUGCUGCACAUUAACUGGGAGAAAAGUAAAAAUCCUGUGACCACCACAGAGACUUUGCCCCUCUUUUCCCUUGCAUUGCAGAGUGAACCUUGAGAAAAGGACACAGGAGACAAGAAACAAGGACAUGGCUCAACCUAGUAAAACCUUAAUAACAACGGCUGCUGUGCUUCUGUCUAAAAACAUCGUGGAAGUGGCAUUCAGCAGAUAUCGAAGGAGAAAGAAUGAGAAGACCAAAAAAGACAUGGAGUGUAAGAUGGAUGUAGCCUUCCAGGAGCUCAAGAAAAAAAUGGAAGCCUUGCAUGAAUUGUUCACGGAAUUGCAGGACACCAAACAGUCUGAGCUUGAAGGCCUCAGAGCACAACUAGAGAAGAACAAAGGAAACAAAGUGGAGGAAAUUGUAUGGUCCGUGAAAUCCAGGCUGAAGAAAUACCUCCGGCAGUUCUCACAUGGAAUUCGAACUCUGGAAGAAAAUAUAGAGGAUUGGUCAGAGACCACAGAGUAUGAGCUUCAGCGUCUUAGAGCAGAGCUGCAGAAGACUCAAGAAGAGGUCGAAAUUGUAUGGUCCCUGAAAUCCAGGUUGAAGAAAUACCUCCGGCAGCUCUCACAUGGAAUUCAGAGUCUGAAAGAAAAUGUAGAAGAUUUGUCAGAGACCAUAGAGUAUGAGCUUCAGUGUCUCAGACCAGAGUUGGAGAAGAACAAAGGAAAGAAGGAGGAUGAAAGUUCAAAUUUCUGCAUGGAGACAAAAGUUCCACAGCUCUCCUAUAGAAUUCAAACUCUGGAUCCAGAGUUACAGGAGAGGUGGGAGUUCCCAAAUCAUGAGCUUCAGUUUGUCACAGCAGGCCUGGAGAACAGCCAAGAACUUUUCCAACCUUUCCAGAUUAAGGACCUGGGGGAAGCACCAGGGGCCUCCACAGGGGACCCACCCCACCAAGACCAGCCCUACACAUCUCCUUUUCUCCCAACGUCAGUGGAGACGGAGCGGUGGAGCACAGUGACGACCCUCGAGGAGACUUUCUUUAAGUUUGUUAUCCCUCCGUAAGCGGCACGAAGCUCUUGUCAUCGGGUAUUGUGCUGGGAGUGCUUUGCCUGUUUAAUAAACAGGUUUUUUCCACUUCUCUCUGAGGAAGUCUUUUCCUGAACCGGUUGGGGGAGGGGAGGGGGAGCUUCCUGGGGGCGUUUCUCCCAAAAUCUGCCUGA
Molecule: messenger RNA, 1356 nt
Organism: Hirundo rustica (Barn swallow)
Lineage: Eukaryota; Metazoa; Chordata; Aves; Passeriformes; Hirundinidae
Exons: 9
Coding region: 284-1198 (304 amino acids)
Source: RefSeq, a predicted model, not a curated record